This is a messenger RNA of Coniosporium apollinis CBS 100218, 1758 nucleotides long. RefSeq lists its product as uncharacterized. The coding region runs from base 1 to 1758 and encodes 585 amino acids. The transcript has 5 exons. Gene Ontology annotation, biological process: transmembrane transport. Gene Ontology annotation, cellular component: membrane. Gene Ontology annotation, molecular function: transmembrane transporter activity. The record is from RefSeq and is a predicted model, not a curated record. NCBI's taxonomy places the organism in Eukaryota, Fungi, Ascomycota, Dothideomycetes.
AUGUCUACAACCGUUGAUCUUGAGCAGAAGAAGACCGACGCCGUCUAUGUGGAGGAUGUAUCCAGCGACAACACUGCGCAGACAUAUGACCAAGCGGAAGUCGAGCCUAAACUCAACCUACAGACUGUCCUUGCGUUCUUGGCCCUGACAUCCCAAUUCAACGCCUACAUCCUGACGCUUCUGAUCCCUUCGACGAUUCUCAGCUACAUCAAUGCUGACCUUGGUCCGGAUCCCUCAUACACAUGGAUCACGGUUUCGUGGCAGCUAUGUGCAUCCAUCAUCAUCUCCGUAAGCGGCCGGUUGAGUGACAUCUUCGGCCGCCGCUACUUCAUCCUCUUUGGCUCCGGACUCAGCUUCAUCGGUACCAUUGUCGGCGCUACGGGUCAGAGCAUCAAUCAGAUGAUCGUGUCCGGUGUCAUCUUUGGGACAGGGUCCGGCUUUCAAGAAAUGGCCUACGCCUGUAUUCAAGAGAUCGUCCCGAACAAGUGGAGAAUCUAUGCGAUUGGUCUCUUCGAUCUCUCCGCCAGCGUCUCGUUUAUGGGACCACUCGUAGCCUAUGCGUUCAUUGACAAGACUACCAUCGGCUGGCGUGGCGCGUACUGGUAUAUGGCUGCCUUUCACGGCUUCUUCUUCAUCGUGCUCGCAUGCACCUACUUCCCUCCAACCUUCCACACCAAGCACAAGGAUGACGGGAAGACGAAGCUACAGCUUCUGAAGGAGCUUGACUAUGUCGGCCUGCUUCUGUUCAGUUCCGGAUGCCUGCUCUUCCUGCUUGGCGUCAACUAUGGAGGCCGUCAGUAUCCUUGGAACAACCCGCACGUGAUUGGUCCAAUGGUGGUUGGCGUCUGUUGUCUUGUUGCUCUGGGCUUCUGGGAGGUGUAUGCCGAUCUGAAGUACCCGCUGAUGCCGCCGCGGCUCUUCAAGCGCUGGAGACGCUUCUCCAUGGUGCUUGUUGUGUGCUUUGUGGGCGGUAUGCUGUACUACUCCAUGAACGUGCUUUGGCCACGUCAGUCAGGUCUGCUCUUCACCGGUCCCGAUCCGAUCACGAGAGGCCUCUACGCAGAAGCGAUUCCGCUGGGCACUAUUAUCUCCUCGUUCGUAGUCAUCUUCAUCUGUGCUAGGGUUGGCCACGAGCGCUGGCAAUUGGUGAUCUUCAUGAUAUGUGAGACAGCUCUCAUCGGCUCGCUGGCGUCCGUCGGACUCGAUGACAAAGUUCAGGCAAUCAUAACCAUCGUCUGUCUAAGCUCCACAGUAACGCCACCACAACUUUUGAGCUUCACCAUGCUAAGCCUGGGCAUCGAUGACCAGGUCGAUAUCGGCAUUGCCGUUGGCCUUGCGGGCACUUUCCGGCUCAUGGGCGGCGCAAUCGCAACUGCGAUCUACACUGCGAUCGUCAACAACGGAUUCGCGGAGCAUCUACCUGGCGAAGUUCUGUCAGCAGUGUCCGGACUGGACUUUCCCAGCUCAAACAUGGCCGCCUUGCUCAAGGCUGCCGCAGUCAACACGGCUGCCGCGUACAAGACGGUGCCCGAUAUUUCUACCACCGUAAUCGCGGCGACGCAGCUUGCGGUGAAGAAGGCUUACGUGUCAGCCUUCUCGACAACAUACCUCGCUGCGAUUGCUUUUGGAUGUCUUGCUACGGUUGCGGCUUUCUUUACGAGGGACAUUGACCCGAAAAUGAAGAGUUCGUCCAAAGCGGUGACGCUGGAGAACGAGAAGAAGAAGAGUGAAGAGGAAGUAUCCACAGACCGGGUAUAA